CAAACAGAAACAUUUGGGGUCCUUUUACUUCACGUGUGCGUCUGCUGCUCUGCCAUCGUGAGACGAAACCAUGCCGAAGUCAAAGAGGGACAAGAAAAUUUCGUUAACGAAAACAGCCAAGAAAGGACUGGAGUCAAAACAGAAAUUAAUAGAGGAGUUACGGAAAUGUGUGGACACCUACAGAAACUUGUUCAUAUUCUCUGUGGCCAAUAUGAGGAAUAACAAACUGAAAGACAUCAGGACAGCAUGGAAACACAGCAGAUUCUUCUUUGGCAAAAAUAAAGUCAUGGUGGUUGCCUUGGGUAAAGGAGAAACGGACGAAUACAAAGAUAACUUGCACAAGGUUAGCAAAUAUUUGCGAGGAGAAGUGGGAGUACUAUUCACAAAUAAAACAAAGGAUGAGGUACAAGAGUAUUUCAAUCAUUUCAAAGAGAUGGAUUUUGCACGGGCAGGCAACCCGGCACAGAUGGACGUAACUCUGGAUGAGGGACCCCUGGAACAGUUUCCUCACUCAAUGGAGCCCCAGUUGAGGCAAUUAGGACUUCCCACUGCUCUCAAGAAAGGUGUGGUGACACUGCUGAAGGACCAUGAAGUCUGUAAGGAGGGAGACGUGCUUACCCCUGAGCAGGCUCGUAUUCUGAAACUCUUUGGCAUCGAGAUGGCAGAAUUCAAGGUACAGAUCAAAUGUCUGUGGAACUCAGAAACAGGGGAGUUUGAGAACUGUGCUGGUGAGGAAGAGCCUAUGCAGGAUAAUGAAGGAGAUGAUGACGACGAUGCAGAGUGAAACCUCUGCAGGAGCUUCUACACAUUGUUUAAGUCAUUUUUGCCCACGUUUAACAGCAGAGGGACAUUGAUGUUCAAACCAUUCAUCCUGACUGCCCUGGAGUCUGUAAUCUCUCUCUUUUUUCACCCCCAAAACAAAAAUGUAUGUCCCCUCACCUUCAAUUUUAGCUUCAGACUGAAUAGUUGUUCAGUGAACACUGGAGUCUGAAGACUUACUGAUGUCUCACAUGUAAUCAUGUUGAUGCCACUUGUUUUGUCAACAUAAUGAGUUUUGUAUUGCAUGCACAUAUUUUGCAAUUUAGCCAAAACAAAUGAGCAGAUUCCAGAGUUAAACCAACUCAUUUGCAUGCAUUUUAUGUGCAGAAAAACAUGUUGACUUGGGAAAAUUACUUUUCUUUUUAAUGUAACAGUUUAAUUAAGGCAGAUUCCAUAAAAAAGUUUUUUUCCCUGAAAAAAA
Micropterus salmoides (largemouth bass) is the source of this 1240-nucleotide messenger RNA. RefSeq names its product MRT4 homolog, ribosome maturation factor (gene mrto4). Gene Ontology annotation, molecular function: RNA binding. The coding region runs from base 71 to 784 and encodes 237 amino acids. The transcript is spliced from 8 exons. Gene Ontology annotation, cellular component: preribosome, large subunit precursor; nucleolus. Lineage: Eukaryota; Metazoa; Chordata; Actinopteri; Centrarchiformes; Centrarchidae. Gene Ontology annotation, biological process: ribosomal large subunit biogenesis; nuclear-transcribed mRNA catabolic process; ribosomal large subunit assembly. The record is from RefSeq and is a predicted model, not a curated record.